Molecule: messenger RNA, 1202 nt
Organism: Hymenoscyphus albidus
Lineage: Eukaryota; Fungi; Ascomycota; Leotiomycetes; Helotiales; Helotiaceae
Source: the annotation of a GenBank genome assembly
AUGACCGAAAACAACCUCUCACCAACAAGCGGCGACACCAAAAAGAAGUCGUUGAAAAUCCUCUGCUUCGGCGACUCCCUCACAGAAGGCUACACCAACUGGGGAAUGAUUUUCAAACCGUACAGUGACACAUUAAGAAAUGUAUUAGAGAAGGGAUUGAAUUCUCCCAAUUCUCCAAAGUCUUCCGAUUCAAGAGAGAAGAAGAAUGAGGAUCGUGUAAGAGGAGGAACAGGAAAAGAGGCCGUCAAGGAAUGGGAUAUUGAGAUUACGACAAAGGGUGUGAGUGGUCAGUUAGUAAGGGAUAUGGAGAGGAGGAUGAGGGGUUUAUGUAAGAUUCUUCUCUUGAUUUUUGGACAUCUUUUUCACUUUAUUAAUAGAAUGUUUAUUUCUUGUAUACCCUUCAGAGUUUCGUACACUCAAACUCACCUCACCCCAUCCACUCCCCCCUCAACCCUAACCACAUAUUCCUCCCCCUCACCCCCCCUCGCCCCCUCCCUUCACUCAAUUUCCCCAAUCAUCUCCACAACAACCCCUUCUAACCCACCCCCACAGACCAACUCCCCAAACCCUACACCCCCAUCAUCUUCCUCGGCGGAACAAACGACCUCGGCCACCGCCGACCGUCCUCCGACAUCCUAACCGACAUAAAAUCCACUCUCUCCAUUCCCCUCGCAACCGGUGCAAAAGUCCUACUAAUGACCAUCCCUCAAAGUGCUUCUCGAGCCACCUGGCUGGACCAGAACCGUGAUCUCGUGAAUGCGGGCUUGAAAGAAUGGGCUGGGGAUAAUGAGGACAUGUAAGAUGUACCCUUCUUCCCUUGCUCCCAUUGAUGAAUUUUCCAUACUUCCAUAUUGUUGUACGUAGGGUGAGGUACAGUAGGAUAGGAUAAUGACUUACGAUAUAUACACACAUAGUGAGAUCCUUGACCUCCAUGCUGCGAUGCCGUACCACUCUCUGUCGGAUUCGGAACAGGAAAGGCUGUGGGAUGAUGGCUUGCAUUUCACGGAAGCGGGGUAUGAGAAGAUGGGGAUUUUAUUAGGCGAGAGGAUCUUGUCGAUUUUGCAGAAGAGACCGGGAUGGUGUGAGUGACUUUUCACACCAUCGAUAGAUUCGGUCUCUAUACCUACGACAGAGACAGCAGAAGCUAUGCUGACAGAAAUAUAAAAUGAUAGUUAAUUUUAAUAUCUCUAGAGAUUUUUAUU